Molecule: messenger RNA, 3546 nt
Organism: Heterostelium album PN500
Lineage: Eukaryota; Evosea; Eumycetozoa; Acytosteliales; Acytosteliaceae
Product: calcium-activated potassium channel
Exons: 7
Coding region: 1-3546 (1181 amino acids)
Biological process (GO): potassium ion transport; transmembrane transport
Cellular component (GO): membrane
Molecular function (GO): monoatomic ion channel activity
Source: RefSeq, a predicted model, not a curated record
AUGUCAGAGAGUAGUGGUUCUUUACUUACUUCCGCAACGGAGGCAGUGAUGAACAAUAAUAAUAUUAAAGCAUUUUUGGACAGCCUUAAUAGUACAUCGAGCACAGAAUCAUUACUACCAGAUAAUACAACAACAACAACACCAUUACCAACACCAACAGCAACACCUGGACCACCUGGUUUCAAAACGAUUCUCAGCCAUGUCUUUAUGAUAUUUUGGAUAUUGGCAGUUGUGCUUGUAGUUCUUACAUCGAUUACACUUAUAUCAAGAGCUGUUCGUCGUUACAAAGUUAAAUCAGACAAUAAGUUAUCACUAAGAACAAGAAUUGAAUUAUAUUUAACAUCAACUGGUAUAAUUAAUUGGAUUGAAGGAGUACAAGUAAUUCUUAGUGUAUUUUCAGUGGGUACAUUUAUAUAUGGUACUUAUCUACCGAAUGUAGGACAACCACCAUUGGCAUAUACAUGGACAGAGUUAUGUUUAACUAUAUUCUUUACGUUGCAUUGGAUGUUGGAUUAUUAUAUUUCAAAAGAUCGUUUGAAAUAUCUGUAUUCAUUCUUCUCGAUUGUCGAUCUUGUAACAGUAUUACCUAUCUAUAUCGAUAUGGUAAGAGGUGUACUAUUCUUGGAACUAAGUACCUUCCAAUUCCUUCGUGUACUACGUACUGUUCGUGUAUUACGUGCAAAUCGUGUAUUACAUAAUUUCAAUGAUACUCAUCCCGAUGGUGCUCAACUCAAAUUCCACCAGACCAUCUACUUUUUGGUUGUUACUCUAACUACCUGUGGUUAUGGUGAUAUUCAUCCAAGUAAUGCUGUCGGCCAACUCACUAUUACCUUUGCAAUCUGUAUUGGUGCCGUUUUGAUUCCAUAUCAAGUAUCAAAGUUACUUGAUAAGUUUAGUGCAUAUUCACCAUAUAAAAGAGAUUUAUCGAAUCGUAAUUUACAUGGUCAUAUCUUACUUUGUGGAGAAAUCAAUUUUACAUCACUCUUGGAGUUCCUUACAGAGUUUUAUUUAGAGAAAUAUGGACAACUUAAAAAGACAAUCGUAAUCUUGAACAACAAUCCACCAUCAGAUCAAUUAAAGAUACUUUUAAUGCAUCCUUUCUAUAAGAAUAGACUUUAUUAUUUAGAAGGUUCACCAAUGCUUGAGAGCGAUUUAAAAAGAGCUAGAUUUGCUUAUACUUCUUCAUGUUUUGUAUUUAGACCUAUGUUUUGGGAAGAGGGUGAUGCAGAUUCAAUUCUUACUGCUCUUGCUAUGAGAAAUAUAAAGUCGAGUGGCAAUAAGAUCUUUACUCAGUUGGUCGAUCAUGAGAGUAAGAACAAGAUCUCUUCAAAUGUAAAUCAUGUAAUGUGUAUUGAAGAUUUUAGAAAUGGUAUUCUAGUUCAAAGUACAUUAUGUCCAGGAUUUGGUACAAUGGUUUGUAAUUUAUUUACAAGUAGACAACCAGAAUCACAUGAAGAAGAGAAAUGGGUAGAGGAAUACGUAAAUGGUAGUGUCAAUUCAAUCUAUAAGAUACCUGUUCCAGCUUCAAUGGUUGGAGAGACUUUGGGUUUCGUUACGGUUACAAUGUAUUCCGGUGCAAAGGCAUUGGUGCUCGGUAUUAUCGAUGACGAUGAACCUGAUUUACCGAAUCCUCAUGUGGUUGGAGCCUCACCACCAUUACCGAUUCCAAACCUCAACCCGGAGCAUCACAAAUGUAAAUUCACAAUCCAUCCACCAUUCUCAACCAUCCUUAAGCACUCAAUGCAUUUGAUUAUCAUUGCACACAGUCCAACUGCUCCAGUUUUCAAACCAAACAUUCCAUCGAUCAUUCGUAAGAUUGAGGAAGAUGAUACUGGUGUAUCUUAUUUUUCAACUUUAUUCAACCGUUUGUUUGCACCCGAAGAGAUAGGACGUUUCACUCAGCUAAAGGAUGACGGUGUUUUAUCGGAAUCAGUACAAUCAUUCUUUUCCUCAACUUUUACUCCGGCGGGUGUAGAGAUGGAAAGUUUCUCGCCAAUCACCCAAUCUCCCACACAGCAUGCCUCACAAUCAAUAUUCGAUCAACCAAGUCAAGAUGUCGUCAACGGUGACAAUAGUAAUAAUAAUAAUAAUAAUCCUGUCAGCUCCCUCUACAGUAACAAUAACAAUGUUAUUAACCUGAGAGACUCUUUGACAAGACAACUUGAGAAGCCAAAUCCAAUAUUAGAGAUGUGUGCUCAAGAGUUUAACAACAAUUGGGAAGAGUUCCUUUGUACUAUCGUCGAAUCAGUUGAUGCUAAGAAAUCACAUUUAGCCUCGAUCGUCGAAGAUCUUGAACCAAUUGUGAGAUCGAUCGAAAAGCAUCAAAACUUGGAUAAUGACGAUCUUUACGAGGAACAAGAAGAAGAAAACAAUUGGAAAGAGCAUAUCAUUAUUUGUGGAUCGGUCAAACGUGUAGAUCUUUUCCUUAGAGGUCUCAGACAAAAGCAUAUUGCCGAUAACAUCAAUAGAUUCUACUUUAUCAAGAAUCACUUGGUAGAUAAUCAAUUUGAACCACCACCCAUUGUCAUUCUUCAUCCAGAGGAGCCAGAUAUGAGUGAAUGGGAUGAUAUCGAAGAUAUCCACUUUGUCAAAGGUUCUCCACUUGAGCGCAAGGAUCUUGAAUACUGCAAAGUACAUUUGGCAGCCAAGAUUAUAGUUCUAUCGGAUCCAUACACUACAAGAUGUGCUUCAACAGUUACCUCUGAAACCAGUGUUCAAUUGGAUGCUGAUACCAUCAUGGCAUAUUUAGAGGUCAAUGAAAUGCUCGUUAGCGCCAACAACAACACUUCAUUCGUCACAGUGGAGUUGGUUCAUGAACCAAACAUCCGUUUCAUCUCCAAGAACAUUAGAUCACAACUCAAUAUUCACAAGAGUAAAUUGAAGCGAGAGAAUGAGGAGAUUGAAAAACCCAACUACUACAUCACCAGUGAAUUUGCCUCUGGUAAGGUACUGACCUUGACAACUCUUGACUCUUUGAUUUGCCAAUCGAAUCACCAAGAAUACUUGUUGGAGAUUGCCCAAGAGCUCGUACUCGGAGUGAAUGGUAUCAAGAGAUACCACAAAAAGAUUCCUCCCAUCAUCGACGAUGACUUUUACAACGAAGAUGAAGAUACUUCUUUUGCUAAAUAUACCGACACUGAAGAAUCAGAGGCAUCCGAUGGAGAGGCAAAGAGAAUCAAAAUGCAAACAAGCACCAACAGUACAACAAGUUUAAACGGCGGUGUUCAUCUACGUAAAAACUUUAGUCGUACCUCUAUGAUCAAGAGUAACAGUGGUAUCAAUUUAAAUUGUCAAUUCUAUCAAGAUUGUCUAUUGAAUCAAAUUAAAGUACCUGACCAAUUCCACGGAAGAACCUAUGGUGAAUUAUUCGAAGGUCUUGUCCAAAAGAAUAUCUUAUCACUUGGGCUUUACAGAUGUAAAGAAAUCACUGGUGCACCAAAUCCCUAUGUUUUUACAUGCCCCCCCUCAACUACUAUUCUACACGAAAAUGAUCUUGUUUAUAUUUUAUAUCGUCAAUUUGAAACAACAAGUGAAAUGAGACACUAA